CAGCCUGCUGUGGGACACUCACGUCACUGGCUGCUGCAAUUAUCUCUUGAAUCAGGCUGAGGGGCUUUGCUGCAAACGCAGGGACGGUCGGAUGACAAGUCACCUCCAGCUCUGCAGGGUCGGGGGCCCCCUCAGACUUGCCAUGGGACCCGGCAGAUGCGUCUGGGAAGGCUGGACUUGGGAGGGCGAGGCCCUGACGCAAGAGAAAGGUGCCUGGCUCCUGAUCUGCACCUGCCUCUGCACCUGGGUCGGCGUGGGCGUCUCUGUCCCAGGGGAAGGAGGAGGUGAGGGGGCUGGAACUUUCACCUGCCUCACCAACAACGUCCUCAGGAUUGACUGCCGCUGGUCCGCCCCAGAGCUGAGCCAGGGCGCCAGCCCCUGGCUGCUCUUCACCAGCAACCACGCGCCGGGCAGUGUGCACAGGUGUGUCUUCCGGGCCAGCACGUGCACUGUGGUGCUGCCGCCCGAGGAGGUGCUCGUGCCUUCUGACAACUUCAGCAUCACUUUCCACCGUCACGUCUCCGGGAAGGAGCAGGUCAGCCUGGUGGACCCACAGUACCUGCCCCGGAGACAUGUGAAGCUGGACCCUCCCUCUGACCUGCAGAGUAACGUCAGCUCUGACCACUGCGUCCUGACCUGGAGCGUCAGUCCUGCCCUGGAGCCGCUGACCUCGCUCCUCAGCUACGAGCUGGCCUUCAAGAGGCAGGAGGAGGCCUGGGAGCGGGCCCGGCACAGGGAUCGCAUAGUGGGGGUGACCAGGCUCCUCCUGGAGGGUGUCGAGCUGGAGCCUGGGGCCGCCUGCGAGGCCCGGCUGCGUGUGCAGAUGGCCGCGGAGGAGGAUGCGUUGGAGGAGGAGCGCUACAAGGGCCAGUGGAGCGAGUGGAGCCAGCCCGUGCGCUUCCCUGCCCCCCCGAGACGAGGCCCCCCGACCCCACGUUUGGGGCAGCCCGACAGUACCCUUGUCGCUGUGUCCAUCUUUCUCCUGCUCACCAGCCUCACCUACCUCCUGUUCAAGCUGUCACCCAGGGUGAAGAGAACCUUCCAUCAGAACGUGCCAUCUCCAGUGACGUUCUUCCAGCCUCUCUACAGCGUGCACAACGGGAACUUCCAGAGCUGGACAGGGGCCCACAGGGCUGGUCUGCCAUGGAGCGAGGACUACAUGGGUACCCAACGAGCAGCCUCGGAGUCCAGCAUCCGGGAGGCCAUUGCGUUGCUCACCUAUGACCUGGCGGACCCCCUGCAGUCAGUGGGCCUGGAGGAGGAGGGCACCGGCUCCGGCCUCCCGGCAGGCGUGCUGCCAACAGGGUGUAUGGAGUGGGGAGGGCAGCUGCCCGCCUACCUGCCGCAGGAAGACUGGGUCCCCGCGAGCCCUGCCAGGCCAGCUCCCCCCCAGGCAGAGGGCAGCAGCAGCGACUACUGCGCCCUGGGCUGCGAUGGGGGUUGCCACCCCUCGACCUUCCUAGGAAACGUGCAGAGCUCUGCGCCCAUCCUGGCCUUGGCCUGUGGCCAUUCCUGUGACCAGCAGAGCCUGGAUGCUCAGCACGGAGGUACCUGUGUGGGAGCUGCUCACAGUCAGAGAGCCCGCCUGGGCCCCGUGGACAUGGCGAUCACCUCCAUGCUGGCCCAAGGUCUCUGCCAGGGCACCCCUGUCAAUCUUACCAGGGCCUCAGGCAGAAGACCCCGUUCUGCCCGGCUGCUGGACUUGGGGCUGGUGCUGGAAUCAUCGACCCGGUGA
Messenger RNA from Ceratotherium simum simum (southern white rhinoceros), 1735 nucleotides. The record is from RefSeq and is a predicted model, not a curated record. Lineage: Eukaryota; Metazoa; Chordata; Mammalia; Perissodactyla; Rhinocerotidae.